This is a messenger RNA of Lucilia sericata (common green bottle fly), 1825 nucleotides long. RefSeq names its product tensin-3-like. NCBI's taxonomy places the organism in Eukaryota, Metazoa, Arthropoda, Insecta, Diptera, Calliphoridae. The coding region runs from base 778 to 1764 and encodes 328 amino acids. The record is from RefSeq and is a predicted model, not a curated record. The transcript has 6 exons.
CAGUAUCAACGUGUUAUACGAUUGUCAUUUGUAUAUUUGAAAAAACAAAAAGAAACGAUGUAGUUUUAUUAGUAUUUUUUGUUGUUGUCUCUUGUAAUAUGCCACUUUCAAAACAAAUGAUACACAACCGGAUGUAAAAAAAAAGAAAAUAUCAAAAGAAUUUUCUCAAUAAUUCAUGAAAAAUUCAUUAUAAAAUCAAACACUUGUUUUUUAACAAUUAAAACAAGUAGUUAUAAACAUGUUAAAAAUUAACAUUUUCAAUCUAAUAUGAAAACUACUGCCAACAAAAUAUUUAAGUGCAUAAAUGUGUCUGUAGUUAUAAAUACUUAUGUAUGUACAUAUAAAUGUGUGUGAGAAAUAUACAAACAUAGAUACAGAUAGUGGUAUAUUUAUGUACUUGUAACUCGAAAAAUCCAAUCUUUAAUAAAUGAAAUAUAACUCGUAAGUUACACCAACCAGCUAACAAAACCAAUACCAAUGUAGCAAAUGCAGUUUUAUGCAAAAAACAAGAACAAAAAAAAAAAAAAGUAGAAAAAUGUUGUAAAACCUUUAAACAAGUUUGACAUAUAAAUUUCAUUGUGGUGAAAAACCUGUUGCUUAACGUUUAAUACUCGUAAGUGGAUUGUGUAGACACCACACCAAACAUAGAAUAUUUGACUAGAAACCCAAAUGAGAGCGGAAAUAUGAGAUUUGACUGAUUUUUAUUUCUUUCACAAUUGUCGUAUGUCAUUGAGCAGAAAUUUAAUUUGACGUAUUAAUUUUCAAAACAAUAACAACAUGGCGGACAUACGUUUACGAAUUGAACAACCAGUUCAUUUGCCGCCAGGUAUGGGACGAAGACCAAUUCAUCCAUUACCGAAAAUUGGUUUAAGCUGCAAUGAUGAUAACAAUAUUUCUAAACACCAUCAUCAUCACCACCACCAAAUGCCACUUUCCCCCAGUUCAGAAGAAGAUAAUUCUCCCACGGAAAUGAACAAUUGUCGUCGUUUACUGGACAAACCACCCUUGGUAAAACGUUUAACUAUGGGCAUGGGUUUAAAAAGAUCCACCGAGGAUAGUAGACCUUUAGUGCAUACAACCUCAUCGUCAUUUAAUUCGUAUACCGCACAAAACAUAUGUGAUGGUUAUGUUAAUGAAGCCAUUUGUGAUCCAGAUAAAAUGAUUUCGACAAGAUUUGGAGAUUCCUGUAGACAAUCUCUAACAGAUUUGAAAACUACACAAAGCCUUCAGGAACAAAAUGAAUUUGGUUAUCAGAAAUCGUUUCUAAGAAAAACAUGUAGUGCCAAUUCUAGCCCUAAACAUAUAUCACCCAGUACACCUUUAAGAUUAGAAGGUCUUAGCUUGGCGGAGCAGAGUGAGUUGAGAGGUGCACCUUGGUUUCAGGCCGGCAUACCCAGAGAUAUAUCUCUAGAGGUAUUGUCAAAACAAAAUCCGGGUGCUUUUUUAGUUAGACAAAGCAAUACUAAACCAGGAUGUUUUGCUUUAUCACUUAGAGUACCUCCACCAUCACCAAAAGUGGCUCAUUAUUUGAUUUUAAGAACACCAAGAGGUUAUAAAAUUAAGGGUUUCACCAAGGAAUUUACAUCGCUUAGAGCUCUUAUUACCCACCAUUCGGUUAUGCCUGAACUUUUGCCCAUCCCUUUAAGUUUACCCCGACCAACAGCCAAUGGUGCUAAUCGCAAUAAUAGUUCAGAAUUUGAUAAUUCAGAUACUUAUGGUUCAUUAAAUGAUUUUCGCAAAAUGAUGUCUGAUCUCAAUGUAUGACUAUAAUACAGAAUUGUUGUCGUAAUACAUUGCUAAUGGUCCAGUAAAGUGCAAAAUUUAA